ACCUUCAUUUGGCUGAGAACAAGUGCAUAAUUUGUGCUGUUGAAAUCAGUGGGAGGUGGAGCUCUGAGUCAGUUUAUACAGCUCUGGUUCCCUGCCGCUCUGCUGGUUGGAGAAUAGUGUCAGGAGUCAGCUGUCAGCUGGACCAUCACACUUCUGUCUUUUAUGAAGUAGAGGUAUAAUGGGAUCCUCAGCCUACUCACCUCUGGAUCGGUUCAUCCAAGCAAACCCACACAGGGAAAUUGGGAUCAGGAAGGGGAAUCGUGGAAGAACAUGCAGCACUGAAGAUGAGAUAGAAAUAUCUCAGUUGUGUUGGCUUACUGUAAAAAUUAUAGGCAUGAGAAAUCUCCGCAAAGCAGACCUGUUGAGCCAAAGCGACUGCUACGUGAGGCUGUGGCUGCCAACAGCUUCACACCAGGAAGCCCGGACAAGAACAAUAUCCAACUGCAGGAACCCCAUCUGGAAUGAAACCUUUCAUUUCAUGAUACAAAGUGAAGUAAAGAAUGUGCUGGAACUGACAGUCUGCGAUGAGGACACCAUCACACCUGAUGAUCAGCUUUUGACUGUUUGCUUUGAUGUAGCCAAAAUCCAACCUGGAAAGAAGGUCCGCCUGAGUUUUGAGUUGGAUCCAGAGAAUCAGGAAGAACUGGAAGUGGAAUUUCUACUGGAUAAUGUACCAGGUGUAUCUGAAAAAAUAGUCACUAAUGGUGUGCUAGUGUCUCGAGAGGUUUCCUGUGUGGAAGUGCAAGUGGAUGACACAAAAAUGAGGAGUCCUGACGCAAGGAGAGAUUUCACCUUCACAAUGAAGGGAUCCUAUGAAGAAACCAAGAACAUUUCCAUAGGUCCUUCCUUCAGCCAGAGAGGCAGUGAUUCUACCAUGUUCCACUAUAUCAAGUACAGCCAACCCAACCUGGACAUGGUGUUGCCAAAGGAACAUUUAUACUGUGGUCGUGAUUCAGACAGGAGGGAAAAGGAUAGAAAUAGUCCUCUAUCUGUGCCUCUGAAUUCUCUGGACCUGGGAAAGAAAAUGACAGUAGUGAGAGAUGCAUCUUAUGAAGUGUCUGUGAAGGAAGACGAUGGUAACAAGAAUUUAGAUCUGCGUUUGGGGUUUGAUUUAUGUGCAGAGGAAAAAGAUUUCAUCUGUAAAAGGAAGAAGGUUGUUGCUGCUGCUCUAAAAAAUGUUCUUCAUCUCGAUGAAGACCUGCAGGAGGAUGAGGUGCCAGUGGUGGCAGUCAUGACCACAGCAGGAGGAGUGCGGUCCAUGACGUCAAUGUUUGGCAGUCUUCUAGCUCUACAGGAGUUAGGUGUUUUGGACUGCAUCUCAUACAUCAGUGGUUUAUCUGCCACAACAUGGACCAUGUCAAAAUUAUAUGAAGAUGUAAAUUGGUCACAGAAGGAUCUCAGAGGGCCAAUUGAUGAUAUCCAGAAAUAUGUGAUCAAGAGCAAAUUGCACUGUUUCUCUACUGAUCAUCUGAAAUACUACGAGAAGGAGUUGUGUAAAAGAAAGCUAGAGGGGCACAAGCUCUCUUUCACAGACUUAUGGGGACUCUUCAUUGACUCUAUGCUACACAAUGAGGAGAAUACUCAUAAACUCUCUGAUCAGCAACUGGCAGUGAAUCAGGGGCAGAAUCCACUGCCCAUUUACCUAGCUCUCAAUGUCAGAGAUAAAUUUAGCACUCUGGAUUUUAAAGAGUGGGUGGAGUUCACGCCUUAUGAGGUGGGUUCCCUGAAAUAUGGGGCCUUUGUUCGCUCAGAGGAUUUUGGUAGUGAGUUUUUCAUGGGCCACCUGAUGAAGAAGAUCCCAGAAUCCCGGAUCUGCUUCUUGGAAGGUACAUGGAGUAAUAUAUUUUCCGAGAGUUUUAUGGAUGUUGUCUACCUCUCUGGUCAUUCCGAGGACUUCUGGCACAGAUGGACCCGAGGCACUGAGCAUCCCAUUGAGGAACACCCUGCUCUGCCCAUGAGACCUCAUGAACAGACAACUCGCUUAUCCCUUCCCAAGGGUUACCUUUCCAAUGCUCUUCGAGAAAUGCUGACAGGACGGCCAUCAGUUUCGUACUAUCAUAAUUUCCUCAAGGGCUUGCAGCUACAUAACAAGUAUUUAGAGAAUGAAAGAUUCUGCAUGUGGAAAGAUACAGUGCUUGAUUCCUCUCCCAACGAACUGAAUGCAAUGGGUGACUACCUCAAGCUGGUAGAUACAGCUUUUUUCAUCAAUACCAGCUGUCCACCAUUUUUGAGGCCAGAGAGGAAAGUGGAUGUCAUUUUGCAUUUAAAUUACAGCGGAGGAUCACAGACUCGGCCAUUGGACCUAUUUUCAGAGUACUGUUUAGAGCAAGGGAUUCCAUUCCCCUGCACAGAGCUGAGCCCUGAGGAUCGGGAGCACCUGAAGGAGUGCUAUGUGUUUGAGGACAGUUUAGAGGCACCCAUCUUGGUCUAUUUCCCACUUGUGUGUGAUACCUUCCAAAGAUACAAGGCACCGAAUGUGGAGCGCAGUCCUGCAGAGAUGGAGCAGGGAAGAGUAUGUGUGUCCAAUUCUUUUGGUCCCUAUGGUACUGGUCAGCUUACAUAUACUGAAGGGAAUUUCAACAAGCUGUUAAACCUCUGCAACUACAACAUUCUGAAUAAUAAACAUUCGAUUCUUCGGGCUUUGCAAACUGCUGUGGAACGAAAGAAGCGAUUUAAAAAUUGUUCAUCAACUCAGUCAUCUGAACUCUCUUAAAGUAUAUUCGGACAAGUCCCAUCUGGAGAUAAACAAAUGUUUUGAUAAUAGACUAACAGAUAUCCCAGCAACAUGAAUCUGUACAAAAUGAACCUCCAUGUUAACUUACUAAAAAAGAAAAACAUGUGUCUUAUUCAGAACUGUAUGGUAGGAUUAAUGCUUGUUUUGGCAUUGAUCAUAGGAAAAUCUUGAUUAGUUAGUAAGACUGUCCCUAGUGUUCCAGUGAUUGGGAAGGCAUUUAUGGAGAUAAAGGGAAGUGUGUUUCAUCCUCACAAAAGUCUGUUCCAAAUUUACAUGCAGACCUUAGCAGUAUGUGGUCUUUGAUCUAGAAAUCAAAGUGAAGAUGAAUCAAAGCAUUCCCUUGCUCAAAGAGCUCUGCUUGUGACAGAAGGUACACUAGACAAUGAAAGAUGCUUGCAUAUGGCAAAUGAUUACUGAAAAAAGGUAGAAUGGAACUGCACCUGAUGUUGUCUUCUCAGUAACCAUCUUUUAGGGAGAAGUUGAACCUUCACUGAAUUUAUGAUUCUGGCCAUCAUGGUACUGAGUCUACAUUUUUUGAGUGAUUACUAUUCCAGAGUGAUUAACAUAUAACAUAUAGGCUGAUUUUUUUUUUUUUUCCUGACAGCUCUGCGAUAAAAGUCAUUUGUCUGCAUCCAUUUUGUUGGGCUUUUUUUCUGCACUACUGCCUGCUAAGUGGAAUUUGAAGCUGAGGAUUCAGCAGUUGAGUUUUGAAUCCUACACUUUAAUAGGCUUGGACAAUAGCUUGAUGACCCAGCCUUUGGCCUUAAUCUUAUCUUCAUUUAUUAAUCUUCCUAUAUGUGCAACAAAACUUCUGCAACGGUCAGUGUGUAAGCUACUGCUACAGUUUUAUUCUCACAUAUUCAAAACACACAGGGGAGUGUGCACAAGAUUUUUGUAUAUUUUAGAUAAACGUCUGUUUAAGAAAAAGCAUUUAUAGGUCUUUCUAAGAACUUAUUUUGUCAUGUGAUUAAUCAUAUGCAGUGGAAUAGCUACCAUUUAAAUAGAAAAUAACUGUGCAUGUUGACCCUGCUCUGGGAAAAUGGUACCUGGUAUCUCCACCUCAUGUGCAAUGGAAAAUAAUUAUCUCUAUCACUCUGUCUUAGA
Coturnix japonica (Japanese quail) is the source of this 3838-nucleotide messenger RNA. RefSeq names its product cytosolic phospholipase A2 epsilon-like. Gene Ontology annotation, cellular component: cytosol. Lineage: Eukaryota; Metazoa; Chordata; Aves; Galliformes; Phasianidae. Gene Ontology annotation, molecular function: calcium ion binding; calcium-dependent phospholipid binding. The record is from RefSeq and is a predicted model, not a curated record. Gene Ontology annotation, biological process: glycerophospholipid catabolic process.